This is a messenger RNA of Ambispora leptoticha, 1002 nucleotides long. Lineage: Eukaryota; Fungi; Glomeromycota; Glomeromycetes; Archaeosporales; Ambisporaceae. The record is from the annotation of a GenBank genome assembly.
CUAUAGAAAAGGAAAUUCAAGGAAUACCAGUUCAAGGACAGUAUUUUAAAACAGUAGCAUAUGCGGAUGACUUAACAAUAGGAAUAGGAUCUCUCUCAGACUGGGACCGAGUACUAGACCUAUUUCAUAUAUACGAAAAUGCUUCAAAUGCCAAAAUCAAUGAAAGCAAAACAAAACUAGUACCCCUUACGGUCAUGGCCAGAAGAGUCGAGCUUACAAAAGAGAACCAAUUCACAAAAGUAGCAGAGCAAGAAGCAAUCACAAUACUAGGUUAUGAAAUAUAUUCAGACGGAACACCCAAAAAAGACUUAUGGACUACAGUCGUCACAAAGAUCAAGAGUCUUACAGAGAAGUUCUCCCAAAGAAACCUCUCCUUUAGAGAAAAAAUCCUAGUAGCAAACUCACUUAUACUGGCACGCAUAUGGUAUGCAGCAUACCUAUUGCCUCCAAGUAGAAAACAAGUAGCAGAAAUUAAUAGACUAGUUACUAUAUGGAUAAAGAAUAACUCCAGAAUGCUUCCUAGAUAUUCAACCUUUCAACUUCCCUAUAAACAUGGAGGGCUUCAAGCCCCAAUAGUUAGCAAUAUGCUUGAUGCAAGGAUGCUAACUGUGUGGAGCAGACUAACAACCGGAGACUGCCUAUGGGCGAAAAUUGAACGAAACAGAAUUUCCUUCUCUCUAAAACAAAAAAGAGACAUUACUGUAUUGCAAGCUCUGACGUCAACCCCAAUCAAGUCUAAAGCCUGGCCAACAGAAUGGAAACCAUAUCUAGCGGCAUGGAAAAAGAUUCAAGGGAAAAUUAAAGCUAACUACAACUGGCCCUGGAAAAUAGAAGACCUUAAAGUUGAUGAAAAACAAAACUUAGACCUUACGGUUAAAAACCUAAUGGGAAUCUUAAGGGAACGAACAGUUGCUCCAAUAAACACUAUUCUCUCAGCAGAAAGCAAGAUGGAUUGGUCAUUUAUAAAAGCAGUCAACAACAAGAAAAAGGAUAUAUUAUGGC